Messenger RNA from Tachysurus vachellii, 2049 nucleotides. Its product is annotated as E3 ubiquitin-protein ligase TRIM39-like. The transcript is spliced from 7 exons. The record is from RefSeq and is a predicted model, not a curated record. The coding region runs from base 98 to 1678 and encodes 526 amino acids. Lineage: Eukaryota; Metazoa; Chordata; Actinopteri; Siluriformes; Bagridae. Gene Ontology annotation, molecular function: protein binding; zinc ion binding.
AGCAGACUUCCUAAUCAGAAUUCCUUUCUUUUCAGCAGGACACAAACUCCUGGUUAAAGCUUUUUCAGUGUUUCUUAAAAAAAAAAUCAGCACAGUCAUGGCUUCCUCCAGCAGUGUCCUGUGUGAAGAUGAGCUCCAGUGUCCCAUCUGUCUGGAUGUGUUCACUGAUCCAGUCUCUACUCCGUGUGGACACAACUACUGUAUGUUCUGUCUCAAAGAGUUCUGGGACAGCAGUUCACACUGCCAGUGUCCAGAGUGUAAGGAGGAAUUCCCUAAAUGUCCUGAACUACGUGUCAAUACUUUCAUCUCUAAACUGGCUGCUCAGUUCAAACAGCAGUUUCCCCUGAAGACUAAGAAGGUUCUAUGUGACUCAUGUACUGUGGAAAAGCUGGAGGCUAUAAAGUCCUGUCUGCACUGUGGAGUUUCUUACUGUAACACUCAUCUGAUGCUCCAUAAAACUACAGCUAAACUCAUGAAGCACAAACUGAUCGACCCUGUGGAGAACCUGGAGGACUACAUCUGUCAGAAACAUGAGAGACCCCUGGAGCUGUUGUGUAGAGACGACCAGACGUGUGUGUGUCAGUUCUGUACUGAAGUAGAGCACAAAACUCACAACACUGUUCCUCUAGAGAUGGAAGUUGGAUCAAUUAAGACUGAGUUGUGGUUAAUAAAAGCAGAAGCUGAGCAGAUGAUACAGUACAGACUGAGGAAGAUUGAGGAAUUCACACGCUCUGUAAAGCUAAAUAAAAAAAUCACAGAGAAAGCAGACUUUGUGGAGAUCUUCAGAGCUCUGAUGAGCUGCAUUGAGAGAAGCCAGGCUGAGCUGCCUAAAGUGAUGGAGGAGAAGCAGAAAGCAGCAGAGAGGCAGGCUGAAGAGUUCAUUAAAGAGCUGAAGCAGGAAAUCACUGAGCUAAAGAGGAGAAACACUGAGCUGAAGCAGCUCUCACACACUGAGGAUCACCUCCACCUUCUACAGAUUUACCCGUCACUCCGCAUCCCUCCACACACCCAGGACUGGACUGACUUUCGUAUCAACUUUCCUCUUAGUGUGGAGACUCUGAUUAGAACAAAGGUUCAGGAGAUGCUCAGUGAGGAAGUAGACAAGAUUGAUGAGAUCAAACUAAAUGGAUUCCAGCAAUAUGCAGUGGAUGUGACUCUGGAUCCUGAUACAGCGAAUCCUUAUCUCAUCCUGUCUGAUGAUGGGAAACAAGUUACAUGUGGAGACAAGAGACAGAAACUCCCUGAUAAUCCAGAGAGGUUUGAUCAUUGUCUCUGUGUGUUGGGAAAUGAGGGAUUCACCUCAGGGAGAUUUUACUAUGAGGUGCAGGUCAGAGGGACUGAGUGGGUUUUAGGAGUGGCCAGAGAGUCUGUUAAAAGGAAAGAGGAGAUUGAAGCCAGCCCUGAAGAUGGAUUCUGGUGUCUGGGUCUGAAAAAUGAAACCGAACAUUCAGCUUGGGACUCUCCUCCUAUCCUCCUCUUCAUAAAACAGGCUCCUCAGAAGGUCGGGGUGUUUGUGGACCAUGAGGAGGGUCUGAUCUCCUUCUGUGAUGUUGAAGCCAAGUCUCAUAUCUAUUCUUUCACCGGUCAGAAUUUUAUCGAGAAAAUCUAUCCACUCUUCAGCCCUUGCACUAAUCGUGGCAAUAAAGGCUCAGGACUGACAAUCUGUCCUGUUAAUUAGUGUAAUAAUAGUUGUUAUAAAUCUCUGUUAACAUCUUCUACUUAAUCAUUGACUUUAACAACAAGUAAUAAAGUAUUGAUUAAUUGAUUAGGUUACAAGUGCAUAAUAUAUACAACUUUCCAAAUCAGAUCCUGUUACAAUCUUUUUUGGGUGUUUACAAUAAUUAAAAUCAGAUCUAAAUGCAGAAUAUAUUGCUGAAAUUGUUAACUGACUUCUUAAAUGUUUUUUUUGUCUUUGUCUUUGCUCUUAGAUCACACAUUUGAAAGCAUUCUCUGUUAAACGAGCAUGUCCCAGCCAUGACUGUUCAUUUCAUUCAGUAGAAACGCUCUGAAUUUUACACAAUAAGAAAAUGACAGGAAUCUUUAAUGCAA